CGGGCGCGCAUCUCGUCCCCCCGGGGUGAGAUCCCAGAGCUGCAACCGCACCAGAUUGCCCGCGAGGAUCUUUCGGUGAACCAGGACCUUUGCGAUCUCGGGAGCGACGACCUUGGUCUUUUGGGAACCUUUAAGGGGCGGAGGGGAUAGCACUACGCCAUGCCGUCCCUCCUGAGCCAGACCCUCGGCAUCUCCGCAAAGUCCAGCUCUUGGGGCUGGAUGGAGAAGGCCGCGCAGGAGAAGCGCAUCGAGGAGCGUCUGGAGGCUGAGCGCAUGGGACUGAACGACGACACCAAGGCGGUGGUCCGGGCCCUCAAGGUGCUCAAUCCCGGUUUUGAGGACGUCGACGAUGUGCUCAUCACCCGCACUGUCAACGCUGCGACGGAGGAUUACCCGGGUAAACCGCCCGAGUACCGCGCGCAGAAGGCUAGUAAGGAGAUUGAGAAGAUCCUGGCGUGGCGCGCAGCGCAGGAGGUCGACUCAAUCCUCGAGCGUGACCUCGCGAACACCGAGGAGUUCCACCGAUCCUGGCCAGUGACGCUACACGGAUGCGACGAGUUCGGCCACCCCAUCAUCUGCGAGCGGAUAGUCGACAUCGACGCGAAAGGGCUCGAGGGCCCGGGCUUCGCCAAGGGACUCGCGAUGAUGCACAGGGUGCAAAUCAUGGAGGCGCUCGAUCACGUCAAGCGCCGCACCGCGAUCGCCAAGGGCCACCGCUUGCACAAGCACGUGUGGGUCAUCGACCUGCAGGGGAUCACCACCUCGCACCUCACCGGCUCCGUCCGGACCUUCCUCUACGAUCUCAUCUCCCUGUGCCAGGACAAGUACACGGACACGCUGCACGCCAUGUGGCUGGUCAACGCGCCUUACGUGUUCAGGGCGAUGUGGUCCGCGAUCAAGACGAUGGUGCGAAAGAGCACCAAGGACAAGAUCCAGAUCCUGGGCGAGUCCGACGCGUCUGGAAUCGAGUCGGCGAUGGAGCUCCUCUCCGUGUCCCCCGAGGCGAUGCCCACGUGCGUGCCGGGGGGUAAGAACGACGGCACGCGGGCGUGGGAUGUCGUGCUACGGGCGAGGGAGGAGCGCGAGCGCGCCCGGGAGAAGGGAACGGAGGCCAACGAGGGGUCUCCGGCUUCAACGUGCACGGUGGAAAACGCCGCUUUCGAAGAUGACUCGUCGAAGGACUAAGGACUAAAGUAGCUCGCGCUCAUUGACGCGUUGUCGAAUACGAGACCCGAAAUCGCGGUC
Messenger RNA from Micromonas commoda, 1245 nucleotides. RefSeq lists its product with no specific name. Lineage: Eukaryota; Viridiplantae; Chlorophyta; Mamiellophyceae; Mamiellales; Mamiellaceae. The transcript has a single exon. The record is from RefSeq and is a predicted model, not a curated record. Bases 160 to 1185 code for a protein of 341 amino acids.